This is a messenger RNA of Amphiprion ocellaris (clown anemonefish), 2726 nucleotides long. RefSeq names its product spindlin-1-like. Bases 165 to 872 code for a protein of 235 amino acids. The transcript has 5 exons. Gene Ontology annotation, biological process: gamete generation. The record is from RefSeq and is a predicted model, not a curated record. Lineage: Eukaryota; Metazoa; Chordata; Actinopteri; Pomacentridae.
CCGGGAAGUGGAGUCUUCUCUCCCUCCACCGUGAAGCUCCCAUUUUCCACAGGUUUCGCGAGAUUUACAUAGGCGGGUUGGUGUGUGGCAACGUUUCUCUGCCAGACGAACUGAACAAUACUGAUAUGAAAUCUGCGUAAAGUAACCUGUGAAUUUCUGGAGGCAUGUCCAAGAAAAGGGGCAGGAAACGAAGCAGCGGGGAACUGAGUGACACAGUAACCCCGGACCCCAACAGCAUUCUGGGAGUCCGCAUUCAGCAUAACUGGCGUGAGAGGGGAAACCAGAGCAAAUGGAAAGGAACAGUACUCGACAGACUCAGUGUAAAUCCUUCCCUCUUCAUGGUGAAAUAUGACGGCUUUGACUGCGUCUAUGGCAUUGAGCUCUUCAAGGAUGAGAGAGUAUCAAACCUGCAAAUCUUGUCAGAAAAAGUUGUAAACAACAAAAUCAAGAUCCCUCCAGGGGCAGAGGAGCUGGUGGGCAAAGCUGUGGAGCAUUUGUUUGAAAAGGAAGAUGGAGAGAAGAAUGAGUGGAGAGGAAUGGUCCUCUCCAGAGCUCCCAUCAUGACCAACUGGUAUUAUAUCACUUAUGAAAAGGACCCCGUUCUUUAUAUGUACCAGCUGUGGGACGACUACGCUGACGGAGACCUCAGGAUUCUGCCUGAAGCAGAAAACAAGCACCUGUUGCCUGCAGACAGGAAGCCAGGAGAAGAGACGGAGAGCCUGGUGGGCAAACAAGUGGAGUAUGUUACUGACAAGGGAGUGAAGAGAACAGGCUUGGUCAUCUACCAGGUCCCAGCCAAGCCCUCUGUCUACUAUAUUAAAUAUGAUGAUGACUUUCAUAUUCAUGUCUAUGACCUUGUCAAAACCACCUAGAGCUUGUGGACAUUUGUAUCUCACUCUCCAGCCUCCCUCCAUCUGCUUCUGUUCUGCUCAUUGUUAUAAUCUGUUCAAAGCCAUGGUAGGGUUGGAUAGCUGACAUGUUUUAUUGUUCAGAAGUCAGUGCAAUCUCUUUUUUUGUAUGCACAGCAGAACUGUAGCACUGCUAUGCUUGGCUAUUUUGAGGAGACAGAGUCUACUUGUUUUAUUGUUGCUGCUCUACUUUAUAUAUAACUUUAAGUUUGGACAGUCUAAGAUUGCACUGCACAAUGGCUGUGCAGCUGUUCCUGUAUUGUUGCCCAUUACCUGUCCAUAAAGUGGACUUCUUAGUUAACAACAAAGCUGCUCAGAAUAUCCUUUUAAAGACACAUCUGUCUGGAUUGUCUAAAUAGCUCGUAAGCUCGACGUUCACAAUGUCUAGAAUACAUGCUGUCCACUGCUGUAUUUUUUGAAUAAAACAGGCAGAUACAUACAUGUAUUGUAAUUACCUAACAAUAAUAUCAAAGUCAGAGUUGGUACCAGAAGAGAUAAAUGUGAGUAGCUUUGUAAAAUCACCUUAAUGGGGCCCCUUUACUUUAAAAAGCCAAUGUACUUCUGCACCUUUGCACCACAUUUAGUAUUGUAGUGUUCAUAUAUUGACUACAUACAUGAUGUGAAUCAUGCUGGGCGUCUCGUCUUGUGACCUUGAAAAAGGUUUCUGCACAGGCUCCAAAAUCAUAAUUUUAACAGUGCAAGGGACGCCCAGUCAUUUGUGCUCACAGCUAAGAUGCAAAAUUUGCUUUUGAAUUUGAUCCCACACAAAUCAUAAAGUGCCUUCUGGCUUGCCAUUUUGCAAUAUUGUACAUACUCUUUCUCUGACUGUCUGUGCUCUUAAUGAAUCUUUGAGUAUGCUAUUUAGUUUUCAUUCUGAAGAGACAACACUGACAGCUUGAGGAACGUUUUUGCAACCAUCAGUUUGAAUUAGUGAUGUGUUUUGCUCUUAAUGCAGUAUGUUCUUCAAAUAUAACGCGCAUCAUCAUUGGUUGUAUAAUCUCACUGUUGCUAUCGUGGGGAGCACUUUAUUGUAUAAGGUUUACACAUUUAGGUUAUGGUACACUAUUACAGUUUCCCCAGAAUGCGUUUUCCUUAAGAGCAAAUGUUGCGGAGUUGUGCUUUAAAUUACAUGCAUGAAGAAAAAAUAAAGGAAAGAAAACAUAGCUGCAGUUCAUUCAGAUGACAGUAUUUAAUCCGUAAAACUUGUGUCAAACUCCUUGUAAUGUUGCUUGUUGUGAUUACUCCAGUUUAUGACUAUUUCAUCAAAACACCACCAGCUUCUAAUGAAAAAAAAUCAUUAAUAUACGUAAAUUAGUAACUGAAUAUUUAACAAUUAUAAUAUACUGACAAACCAAUUUAUUAUUGACAGUGAUAAAGUCUCGUUCUAGCCUUUAUAACCGCCUUGUAGUCUUGCAAACAUGACAUGUAUGCUUGCAGUAUGGAGCUCAUCCCAAGUUCUUCACUGUUCACCUAGUUUCUGAUUUGGUUUAGGCUUUGUCAGCCUUUUAAAAGUCAUUCAGUGUAUCCCUCAGUUAAUUUUUGGUUUUUGCUGUCAGAAUUCUGCAUGCAUUAUCUGAACAGUGCCUGGAGGUUUUCAGACUUUAUUUUAACAUGAAGAAGUGACGUGAGGCGGAAUCAGUACCAUUUUCCUGCUUUCAAAAAAAAAAAAAAAAAAAGAGGUUGUGUUGAGUAAAGUCAUAACUGACUGCACUCUUCUUGGCGCUUUCAGUCACCUCCCCCUGCUCUGAAGUUGUAGAAUCAACCGACAGUUUGUGUCAUUAUUAUUCUGUCAUGAGUAAUAAAGAUUUUUGCACAUUU